Lindgomyces ingoldianus is the source of this 1045-nucleotide messenger RNA. Its product is annotated as chorismate mutase. Gene Ontology annotation, molecular function: chorismate mutase activity. Gene Ontology annotation, biological process: aromatic amino acid biosynthetic process; chorismate metabolic process. The record is from RefSeq and is a predicted model, not a curated record. The coding region runs from base 53 to 856 and encodes 267 amino acids. NCBI's taxonomy places the organism in Eukaryota, Fungi, Ascomycota, Dothideomycetes, Pleosporales, Lindgomycetaceae. The transcript is spliced from 3 exons. Gene Ontology annotation, cellular component: cytoplasm.
CGCCUCUCCGAUCGGCGGGAAAAAAAAAAAGUAGAUAUUUGCUGGAGGCACAAUGGACUCUGCCAUUGACCUCUCGGACGCCUCCAAGGCAUUGGAUCUCUCCAACAUUCGCUUCCAACUCAUACGGCUAGAAGACACAAUCACUUUCCACUUGAUUGAGCGCGUCCAGUUUCCUUUAAAUCACACGAUAUACGUUCCCGGCGGCCUCCACAUACCGGACAGCUCGCUGAGUCUUUUCGAUUGGAUGCUCCGCCAGCAAGAGCGUCUCCAGUCCCUUGUCCGCCGAUACCAGUCUCCCGACGAAUACCCCUUCUUUCCCGAUGCCCUUCAGACGCCCAUCCUGAAGCCUUUGCACUACCCUAAGAUUCUGCAUCCUAACAAUGUCAACGUGAAUGAGAAGCUGAAGAACAGCUACAUUGAACAUAUCCUCCCUGCGGCCUGCUCACAGUACGGCCAUGGGGACAGAGGGGAGCAGCAGGAGAACUAUGGGUCCGCCGCUACAUGUGACGUUGCCUGUCUGCAAGCUCUUUCCCGACGCAUCCACUUCGGAAAGUUCGUUGCAGAAGCAAAGUUCCAGAAGGAAACAGAGCGAUUCGUAAAGCUAAUCAGAGCAGAGGACAGGCAGGGAAUAGAUGAUGCAAUCACGGAUGCCAAGGUUGAAAAGAAAGUAUUGGAGAGGUUAAGACUCAAGGCUAAGACGUAUGGCACUGAUCCAGAAUCGAACGGCGACGGUAGCCCAGUCAAAAUAAAUGCUGAUGCCGUUGUGGCUAUGUAUAAGGACUGGGUCAUUCCGCUCACAAAAGAAGUGGAAGUGGAAUAUCUCAUGCAACGACUAGAAGGCACGGAGUGGGCAUAGCAAUUGAAACGCGAAUCCGUAUCUUUGGAAAGCCGACAGUCUCGGUUAAGUUCUCACCAGUUUAGAAGGAAUUUUAAUCCUAAGAGAGGCCAUGUAGACACUUGCUCUAGAUUGUAUGGUGAACCCAGACGGACUCGGAAUUCUCGGAAUCGGUAGGGUCGGAGAAAGGCACAGUCCACUAAAGAAGAC